AUGAAUAGUUAUCUCAUUCAUACAUCCCUUCCUCAAGACUUUGUCUACUCAACAUCUGAAUACAUGGUACCAAGCAACAAGUUUACUGUCGACGACGUCGAACCACCCAUGACUGGCUAUAUGCCAUGUACAACUGGAUCCAUGGAUCCAUUGAAUGUAUCAGCAGCGCCACUACCACCACAAACGCUUCCACCGAGCAAUGCCGAUUUCUUUAUGGCACCUCCUCUUGAAAUGACAUGGCCACUCUCUGCAACCGGAACGAGACCCGAGGCACUGCCAAUGCAAGCGUAUAGUUACUAUCACGAGACUUCUCUUAACAAUAGCAUCCCAAACCUUGGGGCAACACAAGCACCUUAUGCUGUAAGCAGCAAUAGCAUGAUGGCGCCUCCUCUACCACAACAAGCACCUCACCCCUCAAUGCUACCCACUACUACAACACAUGUUCACGUUGCUGGUACACCUGCUAUUGCCAACUGUGUUGGUGGCAAGUUCCGAUGCCGAUGGCUUCAUUGCCAAGUACGCACGUCCACUAUUGAAGAACUUACCAUCCAUAUUCGUGAUGAUCAUGUGGGCAGUGGUAAACCAGCUUAUUUUUGUUAUUGGGCUGGUUGUCCUCGUAGUCGUAAACCUUUUACUAAGCGACACAAGAUGCACAACCAUAUGCGUACACACACAGGCGAACGACCUUUCCAAUGCCAUAUCCAAGGAUGUGGCAAACGUUUCUCAAGACCAGAUUCGCUGAGUACGCACAUCAAGACGCAUUCCAAUAUCCGCCCCUACCACUGUAAUGUCCCUGGCUGUGGUAAAUCUUACUUCCAUUCCAGGUCAUUACGAAAACAUACACGCUCUCAUCAAGAAGCUGCUGCUGCUGCUGCUACUACUAUUACCACUACCACCAACAACAAAUUGGCUUCAUCAUCAUCUCCUUCUUCUUCAUCCUUAUCAUCAUCUCCUUCAGUAUCUACUCCCGCCAUUGGAUCCUAUGUUGUACCAUCAAGGACUUCGGAGAUGCACUUUGCCUUACCAACAACAACAACAUCCAAAGCAACAUCCAACAAUGCCACCACAACGCUUCCAUUGCAUACACUUCAUUGA
Lichtheimia ornata is the source of this 1095-nucleotide messenger RNA. RefSeq lists its product as uncharacterized. The coding region runs from base 1 to 1095 and encodes 364 amino acids. The transcript has 2 exons. Gene Ontology annotation, molecular function: DNA-binding transcription factor activity, RNA polymerase II-specific; RNA polymerase II cis-regulatory region sequence-specific DNA binding. NCBI's taxonomy places the organism in Eukaryota, Fungi, Mucoromycota, Mucoromycetes, Mucorales, Lichtheimiaceae. Gene Ontology annotation, biological process: regulation of transcription by RNA polymerase II. The record is from RefSeq and is a predicted model, not a curated record. Gene Ontology annotation, cellular component: nucleus.